AUGACAAAUCCGCAAGCGGGUUCGGCCAUGCAGACAGGCAUGGAUCGCUACAUAAAUAUUUCCAAGCGCAAGCUAACGCCCUCAAAAAAUGCUGACGGCAAUAAGCCCAAAGUAAACCGUACCAGCAAAGGCCCUAAAAAUCUCGGGCCACUAAAUGAAAAUAGAUUUUCCAUUCUGGCGGAGCACGAAACAGAGUCUGAACAAUUAGCCCCAAGGAAACUGAAGCCGCCACCUAUCUUUAUUCGGGAGAAGACCUCGAAUGCCCUAGUCAACAAUAUAGUUGAGCUAGUCGGAAAAGAUAGCUUUCAUGUUAUUCCGUUUAUGAAAGGGAAUAUAAAUUAA
This is a messenger RNA of Drosophila takahashii, 342 nucleotides long. RefSeq lists its product as uncharacterized. The record is from RefSeq and is a predicted model, not a curated record. Lineage: Eukaryota; Metazoa; Arthropoda; Insecta; Diptera; Drosophilidae.